This is a messenger RNA of Ambispora gerdemannii, 280 nucleotides long. NCBI's taxonomy places the organism in Eukaryota, Fungi, Glomeromycota, Glomeromycetes, Archaeosporales, Ambisporaceae. The record is from the annotation of a GenBank genome assembly.
AUGAAUAUUAGAUACGAUAAAAAUGUGGAAGGGAAUGACGACGAAAAUUAUUUCUCAAAUGCUCUGAAAGAACUUUUACAAAAAUUUUCUUCGAUUAAAAAUCCUGGCGGGGAAGAUGAACACUUACAAGAAUGUAUUCAGAGCUGUGCCGAGAUAGGUGACGAAUCUGGUAUGUGUACUUUGGCAGAUGCGCUUUUACGUGGUGUUGGGACGAAUGUUGACGUUCAUCAAGCUUUGAAAUUGUAUCGAAAAGCAACAAAUUUGAAAUGUGUGCGUGUUG